GGUCGCCCAGCAGGGCUGAGCUGGACCAAUGAGGCGGAACAGGGGGCUGGUUUGCCUGUUCUCACGCCCUGCACUCAGACCCAGCCCGAGAAAACUUUCGUUGCUCUGAGGGAGAGAGAGACAGAGGAGCGAACAUGGCAGCGCGUUGGUGGCUGUGGUGUGUCUCCGCAAACAUGGCGGUGGCGCUGCUGCUCAGUUACGGGGUUCCCUCAGCCUCUGCCCAAAGAAAGAAGGAGAUGGUGUUAUCAGAAAAGGUUAGUCAACUAAUGGAAUGGACCAAUAAAAGACCUGUAAUAAGAAUGAAUGGAGACAAGUUCCGUCGCCUUGUUAAAGCCCCACCAAGAAACUACUCCGUUAUUGUCAUGUUCACUGCUCUCCAACUUCACAGACAGUGUGUUGUGUGCAAGCAAGCUGAUGAAGAAUUCCAGAUCCUGGCAAACUCCUGGCGAUACUCCAGUGCAUUUACCAAUAGGAUAUUUUUUGCUAUGGUGGAUUUUGAUGAAGGCUCUGAUGUAUUUCAGAUGCUCAACAUGAAUUCAGCUCCAACUUUCAUCAACUUUCCUGCAAAAGGGAAACCGAAGCGAGGUGAUACAUAUGAGUUGCAGGUGCGUGGUUUUUCAGCUGAACAGAUUGCCCGGUGGAUUGCUGACAGAACUGAUGUCAAUAUUAGAGUAAUUAGACCCCCAAAUUAUGCUGGUCCUCUUAUGUUGGGAUUGCUUUUGGCUGUUAUUGGUGGACUUGUGUAUCUUCGAAGAAGCAAUAUGGAAUUUCUUUUUAAUAAAACUGGUUGGGCUUUUGCAGCUUUGUGUUUUGUGCUUGCUAUGACAUCUGGUCAAAUGUGGAACCAUAUAAGAGGACCACCAUAUGCUCAUAAGAAUCCGCACACAGGACAUGUGAAUUACAUCCAUGGAAGCAGCCAAGCCCAGUUUGUAGCUGAAACACACAUUGUUCUUCUGUUUAAUGGUGGUGUUACCUUAGGGAUGGUGCUGUUAUGUGAAGCUGCUACAUCUGACAUGGAUAUUGGAAAGCGAAAAAUAAUGUGUGUGGCUGGUAUUGCGCUUGUUGUAUUAUUCUUCAGUUGGAUGCUCUCUAUUUUCAGAUCUAAAUAUCAUGGAUAUCCAUAUAGCUUUCUGAUGAGUUAAAAAGGAUCCCAGAGAUAUAUAGACACUGGAGUAAUGGAAAUUGAAAAAUGAAAAAUAUGUGUGUGUGUUUGAAAAGAAGAAUGAAAUUUGUGUAUUUUGUAUUACCUCUUUUUUUCAAGUGAUUUAAAUAGUUAAUCAUUUAACCAAAGAUUUGUAGUGCCUUAACAAGCAAUUUCUUGUCAAAAUCAUGAAGUAUUUGGAUACAGUUCUCCUUUUAACCUUCCCUCCCUGAUGAACUGUAUGUAUAACAUUUAAUUUAAUAGUAUUAAGUACAUUAUAAAAAUUUUAUAACUACAUUUGAAUUAGAACAAGGUUCAGAACUGCUUUA
This is a messenger RNA of Mustela lutreola (European mink), 1470 nucleotides long. It is a transcript of the gene MAGT1, whose product is annotated as magnesium transporter 1. The coding region runs from base 135 to 1142 and encodes 335 amino acids. The transcript is spliced from 10 exons. The record is from RefSeq and is a predicted model, not a curated record. Lineage: Eukaryota; Metazoa; Chordata; Mammalia; Carnivora; Mustelidae. Gene Ontology annotation, cellular component: oligosaccharyltransferase complex.